Molecule: messenger RNA, 1941 nt
Organism: Sorghum bicolor (sorghum)
Lineage: Eukaryota; Viridiplantae; Streptophyta; Magnoliopsida; Poales; Poaceae
Product: protein DETOXIFICATION 27
Exons: 8
Coding region: 17-1672 (551 amino acids)
Biological process (GO): xenobiotic detoxification by transmembrane export across the plasma membrane
Cellular component (GO): membrane
Molecular function (GO): antiporter activity; xenobiotic transmembrane transporter activity
Source: RefSeq, a predicted model, not a curated record
GCACGUACAUACACAUAUGCAUGCCAUGUUGACCCAACUACUCGAUGUCUCUCCCUCUGAUAAAAAUGCACACAUCGUCAAGAGCCAGCGAGAGAGAGCGAUCGAAACGGAGAGGACCGGCAGAGGCUUCGACGAUUGGUACUGUUAUCUAGCAAUGGCUCACGGAAGGCGAAAAGACGACGAGGAGGAUUGCACUUGCACGGCGGCCCUGCUGCUGCGCGGCGACGACGCCGAGGCAUGGAAGGAGGAAGAGUGGCACCACCACCACCACCACCACCACGCGUCCUCCAGCGAUCUAUGGAGGUGGAUGAGGAGGGUACGCGAGGAGUCGAGGAAGCUGUGGGAGGUCGUGGGGCCCGCCAUCUUCACACGCGCCGCCAUCUACAGCCUCAACGUCGUCAUGCAGGCAGUCGCCGGCCACCUCGGCGACCUCGAGCUGGCAUCCGUCUCCUUCGCCUGCACUGUCCUGACCGGCUUCAACUAUGGCCUCAUGCUUGGCAUGGCGAGCGCGCUGGAGACGUUGUGUGGCCAGGCGUACGGCGCCAAGAAGUACCACAUGAUGGGAGUGUACAUGCAGCGCUCGUGGAUCGUCCUCUUCGUGUGCGCCCUGCUGCUGACGCCCAUGUACUUCUUCACCGAGGACCUGCUCCUGGUGACGGGGCAGCCGCCGAAGCUGUCGGCGAUGGCGGGGCGGGUCUCCAUGUGGUUCAUCCCUCUGCACUUCUCCCAGGCCUUCCUCUUCCCGCUGCAGUUGUUCCUACAGUGCCAGCGGAAGAACCUGGCCAACGCCACUGCCGCCGCCGCCGCGCUCGGCAUCCACCUCUUUGUCAGCUGGCUCUUCGUAGCCAGGCUCAAGCUCGGGCUCGUCGGCGUCGCGCUCACGCUCAGCGUCUCGUGGUGGACGAUCACCGCUAUGCUUUUCGUCUAUGUCACGUGUGGCGGCUGCCCAGAGACCUGGCACGGCUUCACGGCGGAGGCGUUCGCCGGACUGGGGGAGUUCAUCAAGCUGUCCGCUGCCUCCGGUGUCAUGCUUUGCUUGGAGAACUGGUACUAUAGGAUACUGAUCUUGCUGACCGGGAACCUCAAGAACGCGGCAGUUGCGGUGGAUGCCCUCUCCAUCUGCAUGAAUAUCAAUGGAUGGGAGAUGACGAUUCCACUGGCAUUUUUUGCCGGCACCGGGGUGCGGGUGGCCAACGAGCUCGGUGCUGGAAAUGGCAUUGGCGCCAGGUUUGCGGCCAUUGUAUCAUCCACGACCUCACUGGUGAUCGGGCUCUUCUUCUGGGUGCUGAUCAUGGGCCUCCACAGCAAGAUCGCUCUCAUCUUCACCACCAGUGCUGUCGUGCUGGAUGCCGUCGAUAAGCUCUCGCUCUUGCUGGCCUUCACCAUACUCCUCAACAGCGUACAGCCUGUCUUGUCAGGUGUGGCUGUUGGGUCAGGAUGGCAGUCGACGGUGGCGUACAUCAACAUCGGCUGCUAUUACAUCAUCGGCAUACCCAUGGGCGUCCUCCUCGGAUGGCUCUUCAACCUUGGCGUGCUGGGGAUCUGGGCAGGCAUGAUCGGCGGAACCGCAGUGCAGACGCUCAUCCUGGCCAUCAUAACCGUUCGCUGCGACUGGGAAAAACAGGCUAUUAUCGCGAGCACGCGCAUGGACAAGUUAUCGCAGGUCCGGUGAUGUCAAUGUUCAGGCAUAUACAUAUGAUCGAGGAGUAACCAAUAUAUGUAAAACCUUCUUUCUGUCUCUUUCCCUACCAAAUCAAGAAUCUGGAUCCCUUGCACGGAAUCAUGUAAAAUAUUGGUACGUAGGCAAUUGGAUCAUAUAUAUAGUACGUACCUGAUCAUAUGACACUUCUGUGUUUAUUCAUUUGUAAUUUAUUACAGGUGCACGUUCUCACUUGUAUUUACGUAUUGAUAUGUACAUAUACAAACUCGUAAAAAGACUUG